GAAAGAUUAAAAAAUGGUAAAAGUAUCUUAUAUCACCCUCGUUGCAUGCACAGUAUUUUUAGAAGCUAUUGGGGGUGUAUCACAAACUGAGACGCGAGCGGGAAACGUGCCAGAGGCUGGUCAGUGAAGGACGAGGUCAAAGCAGGGGGACCUGUCGUAAAUUCAUUGGUUGGAGUGUUAAAGAAGGACACAGUCUGGUUAGUCAGAUAGCGCUGCGCAGCCUUGAGUCGAAGCGUCUUUGCUCUGCAGGGAUCUCUCACACCAACUCAGCUCAUUAUCUCUCCCCAACCGUUUCUCUGAUGUGUCUCAGGUAGUCAGUAACAUGUAUAGGUUAUCGCGCUUCGCUAUGGAUGACUGGAAGUCUGACAUACCAUGCCAACCCAUCACUUCUGAACCUGGAGUGGCGAUUACGCGUGGAGUUGAUGCGCGCGUCUGUAGCAGCAGCACUCCCCGUGAUCUCCCUCACACCGUCGCCUCAGAAGAUACCAACAAACUGUGCGACGCAGUUUCCCUGUCCCUCGGACUAAAUUCUGAGUCGGAGAACUACGACAUGGAUCAGCCCUCGACGAGCCAAGCUUUCACCGAGAACGUCCAAAGUGAGGACCAACGCGCACACACGUCAUUGGAGUUGGCCGAAACUGGAAAGUCGUCUGAAAGUGUGAAAUCGUCACAUUUCCCAUAUCAGAGAGAGGGUAGGAGAUCAGUCGUGACAAACUCGCCUGGCUUCGUUGAAACUCUUCAAAGAAACAGAGACAAUCAUCUGUUUGGUAUGGCGACUUUGCAGUUGACAGCCACGAACACGGUGUCUGACAGCCGACAGCCCUACAUCGCAUCGGAACCCCUACAGAAGCCUAGCCCGGGUGUGCAUGGACAAAAUAUGGACGAUUCAGAGGCUACACCACCUCAGUUUGAAGACAUAUUGAGCAUAAACACCAGACAGCAUGGUGGUGGUGAAUGGGCCAGACAUCGCUUUACUCCGAACUCAGGGAUGUUUACAAAUGACUUGGAGGUCUCCGGCCAGCCCUGGAAGAGUGCUCGCCAAAACUGGGACGGUGCGGGCAAGGUAGUGAGCCAACCCUCGAGACACUGCAACGUCCCCUCUACAAACUACUCUAGCUAUGAUUUAUUUUUACGGAACUGCAAUGACUACACGUUGCGCGGAGCUCCCCUGUCGUUUAGUAGAUAUUUCCCAGAGUCCUACUAUUCUGGAGGGAUGUAUGGGAGGAUACCGACCGCCGCCUCUCUCCCCCGACCAUGUGAGUGGACAACCGGGCCAAACGGCCUCGCCCCAGCCUUCAGGCUGGAGGACAUGUUGCCCAUGAGUUUCCUGCUGGCCGCCCCGAGGGCCUGUCAGAUUUGCGGAGACGUGGCCUCUGGGUGUCACUAUGGAGCCCUCACAUGCGGCAGCUGCAAAGUGUUUUUCAAGCGUGCGGCCGAGGGGAAACAGAACUUCCUGUGUGCCAGCAGAAAUGACUGCACCAUAGACAAGCUCAGGAGGAAGAACUGCCCCUCGUGUCGCCUCAAAAGAUGCUUUGGGUCGGGGAUGACGCUCAGAUCCCGGAAGCUGAAGGUGAUUGACUCCCAGAAGCCCCCAGAGAGAAGUGACCCAGCCAGGCCGUCAGGAGACAGCACCUCGCCCAGAGCGGCCAUCACGCUGCACUCACUGCAGUCUCUGCAGGGCAUCCUGGAGCGCAUCGAGCCCCUGGUGGUGAACGCGGGUCAUGACCAGGGCCAGCCGGACAGCGCAGCCUCCCUCCUCACCAGCCUCAACCAGCUGGGGGAGAGACAGCUGGUGUCAGUGGUCAAGUGGGCCAAGGGCGUGCCAGGUUUCCGUAAUCUGCACGUGGAUGACCAGAUGAUGGCGAUUCAGUACUCGUGGAUGGUGAUCAUGGUGUUUGGGCUAGGAUGGAGGUCCUUCGUCGAGGCUGACGCCACACAACUCUUCUUCGCCCCUGACCUCAUUUUCGAUGAGAGCCGGAUGCGUGUGUCGGGGAUGUACGAGGACUGUGUGCGUCUGCGGCAGCUCUCGCAGCAGUUCAGCGGGCUGCGGGUCAGUCGCGAGGAGUUCCUCUGCAUGAAGGCCCUGCUGCUCUUCAGCUUCAUUCCAGCAGAAGGGCUGAAGAGCCAGGGCUGUUUCGACAAGCUGCGGACCACCUACAUUAACGAGCUGGACCGCGUGGUGACCGACCGUGACCACGGCAACCGCUCCGAGCGCCUGUUCCAGCUCACACAGCUCCUGGACUACCUGCAGCUGAUUGUGCAGAAGCUCCAUCAGUUCACCUACGACCUCUACGUCCAGACGCUGAUGCUCCAGACCACUGUGAACUUCCCCGAGAUGAUCUCUGAAAUCAUCUCUGUGCACGUGCCCAAGAUCCUCCGAGGCCUGGUCAAGCCCAUCCUGUUCCACAAGUGACCGCCGCUCCCGUUUGCAGCCUCCGGCACGUCACGUCACGUGGGCCUGGUGUCGAACGAUAAGCUAAAUCUCGUUUUUCUUCAACUGUCCAUUUACAACUUUGCUGAUUUCAUUUGCCUUUGUCUUAUCCUACGGUAGCAGGAGUUUUGUAAUAGUACAUACAUAUCUGUGAAAGACUUUAAAAUGGCCUACAACUGUUUUGUACCUUUUAUUGGGGUUUGUUAGAAAUCCUGAUAUGUGCCAUUUCUGCCCCAGUCUUGGGAAAGAUUACUCAGCGCUGUAAAUAAGGCCAAAAAUACCUGAAACAUUUUCGACGUGGACACGAAAUGUGAUGAACUUUCUGCUAGGUUACGGAUUAAUGUGAGUAUGUGUGUUCACAAAAUAUAUAGCCAUGACUAAAUAAAUAUGCUGAAUGGUAUAUCAGGGACAAAAACAUUGCAAAUUGUAUAUUUCUUUGUUUUGAUACAUUUCUAACACUAGUGUGUACCAGAACAUAAUUAUAUUCUUGUUUGUAAUGUAUUUGUAUUUGUGUUUAUUUUGUCGAUAUAAGCUGUCACCAAUCAAUACAAUCUAAUAAAUGUAGUAUUUUUAUUUCA
Molecule: messenger RNA, 3009 nt
Organism: Sardina pilchardus (European sardine)
Lineage: Eukaryota; Metazoa; Chordata; Actinopteri; Clupeiformes; Clupeidae
Product: progesterone receptor-like
Exons: 8
Coding region: 323-2413 (696 amino acids)
Biological process (GO): nuclear receptor-mediated steroid hormone signaling pathway; male gonad development; positive regulation of transcription by RNA polymerase II
Cellular component (GO): nucleus; chromatin
Molecular function (GO): zinc ion binding; estrogen response element binding; nuclear receptor activity
Source: RefSeq, a predicted model, not a curated record